This is a messenger RNA of Mangifera indica (mango), 689 nucleotides long. Its product is annotated as autophagy-related protein 8C-like. Bases 130 to 492 code for a protein of 120 amino acids. Gene Ontology annotation, biological process: cellular response to nitrogen starvation. NCBI's taxonomy places the organism in Eukaryota, Viridiplantae, Streptophyta, Magnoliopsida, Sapindales, Anacardiaceae. The transcript has 6 exons. The record is from RefSeq and is a predicted model, not a curated record.
CGACGUCGUUUUAAUUCACUUUGUCAAAUAGAAUUCUACUUUAUUCUUUAUCUUCCGUCUCGUUUGCUCAAUAUUUUCUAGAUCUCUUCAGAACAGUAGUGAACAAGAAGAAGAGACUCAGAACAAAUCAUGGCUAAGAGCUCCUUCAAGCUUGAACACCCUCUUGAAAGGAGGCAGGCAGAAGCUGCCAGAAUCAGGGAGAAGUAUCCUGAUAGAAUACCAGUGAUUGUGGAGAAAGCUGAAAGAAGUGACAUACCUGACAUUGACAAGAAAAAAUAUCUUGUUCCUGCCGAUCUGACUGUUGGGCAAUUUGUAUAUGUCGUGCGGAAGAGGAUAAAGCUCAGUGCAGAGAAGGCAAUUUUCAUCUUUGUUAAGAACAUUUUGCCACCUACAGCUGCCAUGAUGUCUGCAAUUUAUGAGGAAAACAAAGAUGAAGAUGGUUUCCUUUACAUGACUUACAGUGGAGAAAACACAUUUGGUGCUUCAUUCUAAGGUGUCAUCCUAAACUUAUGUAAAUAAAGAAAGACUUGAUGGAAAAAUGUAAAUCCUUAGAUGUUUGCUUUUACUGAGGGAGCUCAUGGUCACUCAUGAUGCUCUUCUUAGAUGAUGCCUCUUCUAAACUUCUGGAUAUGUGGAGACCCUUCUUAUAUUGAUUUGAUGCAGUAAAUAUAAAUGCUUUCCUAUCUAUA